UAUGGGGUACAGGGACAUCAGCAUACCCAUAGUAAUAUCUCGUCGACUUCUGAAUUGAGUGAAUUGCGUGAAAUGCUGAAAAAGCAGUAGCAACAAUUAAAUCAAUUAACUCAAAGUGUGGCUCAGAUUCAAAAUCCCCCUGUACGGUCGCAAGCAUCUAGGCUGAGUCAGAUUAUUUGUAGAAGGUGCCAGCAGCCUGGUCAUUUUGCCAGAGAUUGCGAUCGGGAACGGAGGCCUUCCCAUUUUCCCGCCUCGCGUGUAGAUACAGCAUCAACUAGGGGUGGGCAGUCACAGUCCAGGCAACCGUCGGAAAACUAGUUCCCGCUGAGCUGCGGAGCCACAGCUUGGUCGGGGAAAGGACAGGCUCGGGUGUUUUUGGUAAUUUAGAUUUUAUGUCUCGUCUCAUGUCAAAGUGUCCGCAACUCGACGUGUGUAUGGGUGGGGUGAGUGUACCUUGCCUGGUGGACACUGGCUCUAUGGUGUCCACCAUUACGGAGAGUUGUUUCGUGACAAAUUUUGGGUCGAGGGGUCAAGAACAACUUAGGUCGUGCCAUUGGUUACAGCUUCGGGCCGCCAACGGUCUUUCAAUUCCUUACAUUGGUUAUUUGGAACUUGACGUACAGCUUUGUGGGCGGGUAAUUUUGGGUUGUGGAGUGCUGGUUGUCAAAGAUCCUCCAGGUAGUUUGUGUGCUCGGGUUCCUGGGGUUCUUGGAAUGAAUGUCCUGAGCUGCUGCUACCGGGAGCUCUUUGGCCAGCAUGGCCCAAGUCUUUUUGAUUUACCCGGUGUGUCACAGGCCCCAAAUUCGGUUUUUCAGGCACUACAGUAUUGCCAUCACGUUGAAAUUCAAUCAAGUCCAAAUCAGGGGGGUCGAGUUAAGGUGCGGGAACAUCGGACGUGUCGCAUCCCAGGGGGCACCAUGAAAUUGGUUGCCGUAACAUGCUCUGCGCAAUACUCAAGCGGUACGGUACUUUUUGAGCCACCAGAUACUGGUCUUCCAGCCGGUUUGUUGGCAUCUCCUGCUUUGGUACAAGUGGACCGGGGUACAGCCUAUGUGCCUGUGGUCAAUGUAGGCACAAUGGAUGUAAUGAUGUAUGCUAGUACAGUUAUAGGCACUAUUAAUCACGUUUACGUGGUUAGUUUACCCCCAGGGGUCACUGAGGUUCAGGAGGUUUCGGCUAGGGUGAGUUCUCAAUUAGUGGAGGCGUCCCCUUCGGUGCAGGAGCAGAUUAGUGAAAUCGAUUUAUCUGUGCUGUCAGUGGAGGAGCAAUCCAAGGUAAGGACCCUAUUGCAUAAGUACUCGUCUGUGUUUUCCUUGCAUGAUGGGGAUUUAGGAUGUACCAAUCUUAUUUCACACGAGAUCCCUUUGUUUGAUGAGGUCCCUGUGCGGCAGCGAUACAGGCGUAUUCCCCCCUCUGAGUACGAGGUAGUGAAGGCACACAUUAACCAGUUGUUGGAAGCUCGCAUAAUUCGAGAAAGCUGUAGUCCUUACGCUUCACCUAUCGUUUUGGUUAAGAAAAAGGACGGUAGUCUACGCAUGUGCGUGGACUACCGUCAUUUAAAUUCAAAGACACGGAAGGAUGCUUUCCCCCUGCCCCGUAUUGAGGAGACGUUGGACUCGCUGGCAGGGGCCUGUUGGUUCUCCACCAUGGACCUUGCCAGCGGGUACAAUCAGGUCCCGAUAAGUGAGGUAGACCGCCCAAAGACAGCUUUCUGCACUCCGUUCGGGCUUUUUGAAUGGAAUCGGAUGCCAUUCUGGCUGUGCAACGCCCCCAGCACCUUUCAGAGAUUGAUGGAACGGUUGUUUGGGGACCAACAGUGCCAGUCCCUCCUUUUGUACCUUGAUGAUAUUGUUGUGUUUUCCUCCUCAGUUGACCAACAUUUAGCUCGAAUGGAGGUAGUUUUACAUCGGUUGUGCAGGGAAGGGUUGAAGGCCAAAUUGUCAAAGUGUGCCUUUUUCAGACGAGAGGUGCAGUACUUGGGUCAUGUGAUUUCGUCAGAAGGGGUCUCCACAGACCCAGGUAAGAUUGAGGCAGUUUCUAGCAGUUUUUUGAGACUAGUAUGUCAGGGUUGCAGUCAUUUUUGGGGUUUGCUAGCUAUUACCGCCGAUUUGUGGAGGGGUUUGCGAAGUUGGCCGCCCCCCUCCACAGAUUGGUGGCUGAGCUGGCAACUCCAAAGCGGGCAAAGCGUGAGUGUCAGGAGUUCGCGGAGGCGUGGUCUACUGAGUGCCAGAGUAGCUUUGAGGAGUUAAAGUGUAGACUGACAACAGCCCCUGUACUUGCCUAUGCUGACUUUACACUCCCUUUUAUUUUGGAGGUAGAUGCCAGCCAUGGAGGUUUGGGGGCAGUUCUUUCACAAGAACAACAAGGUAAGGUGCGUCCCAUCGCUUAUGGUAGUCGAGGUUUGAGGCCCACUGAGCGCAAUACUUCUAAUUACAGUUCUAUGAAACUGGAAUUUCUUGCGCUCAAGUGGGCCAUGACAGAGAAAUUCCGCGAAUAUCUAUUAGGACAGAAGUGUAUAGUCUACACUGACAAUAACCCCCUUAGCUACCUGACCUCAGCCAAGUUGGGUGCCAUGGAACAACGUUGGGCUGCCCAGUUGGCUGCUUUUGACUUCGAGCUGAAAUAUAGGUCAGGUAAGAGCAAUCGCAAUGCUGACGCUCUGUCCCGUCAAAACCCCCCUGGGGUAGCAGAAAUUCAGGAUUGGUACCUGGGUGCUGCUGUUCCAGCUGCCUUGCUUCAAGCUGGCCAAGAGGGAUUGGUGACUCAGGUAAAUCAAA
Misgurnus anguillicaudatus (oriental weatherfish) is the source of this 2777-nucleotide messenger RNA. Lineage: Eukaryota; Metazoa; Chordata; Actinopteri; Cypriniformes; Cobitidae. The record is from RefSeq and is a predicted model, not a curated record.